Messenger RNA from Notothenia coriiceps (black rockcod), 659 nucleotides. RefSeq names its product lymphocyte-specific helicase-like. Gene Ontology annotation, molecular function: ATP binding; chromatin binding. Gene Ontology annotation, biological process: negative regulation of gene expression via chromosomal CpG island methylation; pericentric heterochromatin formation; DNA methylation-dependent constitutive heterochromatin formation. Lineage: Eukaryota; Metazoa; Chordata; Actinopteri; Perciformes; Nototheniidae. The transcript is spliced from 5 exons. Gene Ontology annotation, cellular component: nucleus; pericentric heterochromatin. The annotation marks the transcript as partial. The record is from RefSeq and is a predicted model, not a curated record.
UAGAUAAAAAGAAGAGGAGGAGGGAUGAAGACUACAAAAUAGCAGAUGUUAUUUCAAAAGAAGAAAUCAUAUCGCAAGCUAAGAAAGCUAAAGUGGAGGAUGCGGACAAGAAUCGGGUCCAGAGGAAACUACAAGUGGAGGAUAUUGAGAAGAUGAGCGAUUCAAACCAGGACAUCAAGAACCGUCUGUCUGAGAGGGUGCGGGACAACGCCCAGCAUCUCCUGGAUCAUCACAGGAAGGUGAACGGCCAGCCGGUGCCCGCCCAGCAGCCACUGCUCUUCACCGGGGGGGUCAUGAGGUCGUACCAGAUCGAAGGCAUCGAGUGGCUCAGGAUGCUGUGGGAGAACGGCAUUAACGGGAUAUUGGCAGAUGAGAUGGGACUGGGGAAGACCAUCCAGUGCAUUGCUCACAUCGCCAUGAUGAUAGAAAAAAAAGUGACAGGCCCCUUCCUUGUGGUGGCCCCUCUCUCCACUCUUCCCAACUGGAUCAACGAAUUCAGGCGCUUCACCCCAGAGGUGUCUGUCCUGCUUUUCCACGGUCCCCAGCCGGGAAGGGCCCAGCUGCUUAAGCAGAUCCGCAGGCCCCAGGGGCCCCUUAGCGUUUGUCCUGUGGUUGUCACCUCCUUCGAGAUUGCCAUGAUAGACAGAAAAUACCUGCAG